Messenger RNA from Peromyscus eremicus (cactus mouse), 4140 nucleotides. It is a transcript of the gene Abl1, whose product is annotated as ABL proto-oncogene 1, non-receptor tyrosine kinase. Gene Ontology annotation, biological process: protein phosphorylation; regulation of apoptotic process. The record is from RefSeq and is a predicted model, not a curated record. The transcript has 11 exons. Gene Ontology annotation, molecular function: ATP binding; non-membrane spanning protein tyrosine kinase activity; protein binding. Bases 80 to 3448 code for a protein of 1122 amino acids. Lineage: Eukaryota; Metazoa; Chordata; Mammalia; Rodentia; Cricetidae.
GAGCCCGGUGAGCGCGGCCUGGCGGGGCUGGGGGCCCGGGGCGGCGGGGCAACGGGGCCUUCGUCGCGGCCGUGGGACCAUGUUGGAGAUCUGCUUGAAGCUGGUGGGCUGCAAAUCCAAGAAGGGGCUCUCCUCGUCCUCCAGCUGCUACCUGGAAGAAGCCCUACAGAGGCCAGUGGCAUCUGACUUUGAGCCCCAGGGUCUCAGUGAAGCAGCUCGAUGGAACUCCAAGGAAAACCUUCUUGCUGGGCCCAGUGAAAAUGACCCCAACCUUUUUGUGGCGCUAUAUGAUUUUGUGGCCAGUGGCGAUAACACUCUCAGCAUCACUAAAGGUGAAAAGCUCCGGGUCUUAGGUUAUAAUCACAAUGGGGAAUGGUGUGAAGCCCAAACGAAAAAUGGCCAAGGAUGGGUCCCAAGCAACUACAUCACCCCUGUCAACAGCCUGGAGAAACAUUCCUGGUAUCACGGGCCUGUGUCCCGAAAUGCUGCCGAGUAUCUGCUGAGCAGCGGGAUCAACGGCAGCUUCUUGGUGCGGGAAAGUGAGAGUAGCCCUGGCCAGAGGUCCAUCUCGCUGAGAUAUGAAGGAAGGGUGUACCACUACAGGAUCAACACCGCCUCUGAUGGCAAGCUCUACGUCUCCUCAGAGAGCCGCUUCAACACUCUGGCUGAGUUAGUCCACCAUCAUUCCACAGUGGCCGAUGGGCUCAUCACCACGCUCCACUACCCAGCUCCCAAGCGCAACAAACCCACCAUCUACGGUGUGUCCCCCAACUAUGACAAGUGGGAAAUGGAGCGCACAGACAUCACCAUGAAGCACAAGUUGGGUGGAGGCCAGUAUGGAGAGGUGUAUGAAGGUGUCUGGAAGAAGUACAGCCUGACUGUGGCUGUGAAGACCUUGAAGGAGGACACCAUGGAGGUGGAGGAGUUCCUGAAGGAGGCUGCAGUGAUGAAGGAGAUCAAGCAUCCUAACCUGGUACAGCUGCUAGGGGUGUGUACCCGGGAGCCCCCGUUCUACAUCAUCACGGAGUUCAUGACCUAUGGUAACCUGCUGGACUACCUGAGAGAGUGUAACCGCCAAGAGGUGAGCGCUGUGGUACUGCUCUACAUGGCCACACAGAUCUCAUCAGCCAUGGAGUACCUGGAGAAGAAGAACUUCAUCCACAGAGACCUUGCUGCUCGGAACUGCCUGGUUGGGGAAAACCAUUUGGUGAAGGUGGCCGAUUUUGGCCUGAGCAGGUUGAUGACAGGGGACACCUACACAGCCCAUGCUGGAGCCAAAUUCCCCAUCAAGUGGACUGCACCUGAGAGCCUGGCCUACAACAAGUUCUCCAUCAAGUCGGACGUCUGGGCAUUCGGAGUAUUGCUCUGGGAAAUUGCUACCUAUGGCAUGUCACCUUACCCAGGAAUUGACCUGUCGCAGGUUUAUGAGCUGCUGGAAAAAGACUACCGUAUGGAGCGCCCUGAAGGCUGCCCGGAGAAGGUCUAUGAACUCAUGCGAGCAUGUUGGCAGUGGAAUCCCUCUGACCGGCCCUCCUUUGCUGAAAUCCACCAAGCCUUUGAAACCAUGUUCCAGGAGUCCAGUAUCUCAGAUGAGGUGGAAAAGGAGCUGGGGAAACGAGGCCUGAGAGGAACUGCUGGCAGCAUGCUGCAGGCCCCAGAGCUGCCCACCAAGACCAGGACCUGCAGGAGAGCUGCCGAGCAGAAAGACGCCCCUGACACCCCUGAGCUUCUCCACAUGAAAGGCCUGGGAGAAAGCGAUGUGCUGGACAGUGAACCUGCCGUAUCACCACUGCUUCCUCGGAAAGAGCGAGGGCCCCCAGACGGCACCCUAAAUGAAGAUGAGCGCCUUCUUCCCAAGGACAAGAAGACCAACUUGUUCAGCGCCUUGAUUAAGAAGAAGAAGAAAAUGGCACCCACGCCCCCUAAGCGCAGCAGCUCCUUCCGCGAGAUGGAUGGCCAGCCAGAACGCAGAGGGGCUGGUGAGGAUGAUGGCCGGGAAGCCAGCAACGGGCCACCAGCUCUCACCCCCUCAGAUGCGGCAGAGCCCACCAAGUCUCCAAAAGCCAGCAAUGGGGCUGGUGUCCCCAAUGGAGCCUUCCGGGAGCCAGGCAGCUCGGGCUUCCGUUCUCCCAACCUGUGGAAAAAGUCCAGCACGCUGACCAGCAGCCGCCUGGCUGCCGGGGAAGAGGAGAGUGGCAUCAGCUCCAGCAAGCGAUUCCUGCGCUCUUGCUCAGCCUCCUGCAUGCCCCACGGGGCCAGGGACACGGAGUGGCGGUCAGUCACACUGCCUCGGGACCUGCCAUCUGCUGGCAAGCAGUUUGACUCAUCCACCUUUGGGGGGCACAAAAGCGAAAAGCCAGCUCUGCCUCGGAAACGUGCCAGUGAGACCAGGUCUGAGCAGGUGGCCAGAGGCACAGUGACGCCCCCUCCGCGGCUGGUGAAGAAGAGUGAGGAGGCUGCUGAUGAAGUCUUCAGGGACAUGGAGGCCAGCCCAGGCUCCAGCCCUCCCAGCCUGACUCCCAAACUCCUCCGUCGGCAGGUCGCCGCCUCUCCUUCCGCCGGCCUCCCUCAUAAGGAGGAGGCCACCAAGAGCACAGCCUUGGGGACUCCUGCCGCUGCCGAGCCGACACCCCCCAGCAACAGAGUGGGCCCGAACAAGGCCUCCUCUGAGGAGACCCGAGUAAGGAGGCACAAGCACAGCUCAGAGUCCCCGGGGAGAGACAAGGGGCGGCUGGCCAAGCUCAAGCCUGCCCCGCCACCUCCACCUGCCUCGGCAGGGAAAGCCGGGAAGCCUGCGCAGAGCCCCAGCCAAGAGGUGGCUGCGGAGGCAGGGGCGGCAGCAAAGCUGAAGUGCACGGGUCUGGCUGUGGACGCUGCGAACAGUGACCCUACCAAGGCUGGCCAGCCUGGGGAAGGACUGCGAAAGCCCGUGCCCCCGUCCGUACCAAAGCCUCAGUCAGCUAGUAAGCCUCCAGGGACCCCCACCAGCCCAGUCCCCACACCCCCCACAGCGCCAGCGCCUUCAUCCCUGCCCGGGGACCAGCCAUCUUCUGCCGCCUUCAUCCCCCUCAUAUCAACCCGUGUGUCUCUGCGAAAGACCCGCCAGCCGCCCGAGCGCAUCGCCAGUGGCACCAUCACCAAGGGUGUGGUUCUGGACAGCACUGAGGCCCUGUGCCUCGCCAUCUCCCGGAACUCAGAGCAGAUGGCCAGCCACAGUGCCGUGCUGGAGGCUGGCAAGAACCUGUACACAUUCUGCGUGAGCUACGUGGACUCCAUCCAGCAGAUGAGGAAUAAGUUUGCCUUCCGAGAGGCCAUCAACAAGCUGGAGAGCAACCUCCGAGAGCUGCAGAUCUGCCCUGCGACAGCCUCCAGCGGCCCAGCUGCCACACAGGACUUCAGCAAGCUGCUUAGCUCUGUGAAGGAGAUCAGCGACAUCGUACGGAGGUAGCAGCAGCCAGUGCAUGCCAGCCAGAGAUGCUGCAGUCCACGGGGCUCGUAUGCCCUUAAGGAUGGGGGACAGAGGACUGGGGAGCUGGCAGCUUGGCCCAGGAGCUUUACAGAGCAUCAGGCAGAGCCCGGGCCUGGUGAAACGGGCCCUCCUCUUGUGCUGUGCGCCAGCUGGCCUGCACCUUUCCUCCCCAGCCCAGGUGCCUGUGUGUGGGCCUCCUGCUCCAUAGACUGCAGCUGGCCUGCCAGGCCACCAGGCUCCUCCCUGCCCAGUGCCUCAGACCCAGCUCUGAGGCCAGCUGGGAGUGCUCAGAAGGACUGUCCUUCCCAUGUCUUUGCAGGAGAACAUCCUCCUCUGAUGCGCCUGGUCCCCAAGGCAGGGGAGUCCCGUGCUGGCCGUCCCUGGACCUUCUAUGCUCACGACCUGUCCCGGAGAGGCUGUGCUCACUGUUUUCUCAUGUGAAGGAAGCUGUUGAUUUGAGGGUCAUGAGGGGCUAACACCAAGGGCCCGGGUGGGUGGGUACUGGAGACAGCUAGGGCAGUGUGGUCUGUCAUCUGUUUAGAUCCUCAGUGGUGUGCCCUGCAGUCCUGGAUAGCAACUUGAGUUUCAUGGGUGGCAGUCUCUGGUUGGCCAGACCAAGGCUAGGGCUCCAGGGGCCCCCAAAGAUCUGAAUUUCUGAGCAGUCUUCUUCC